Molecule: messenger RNA, 936 nt
Organism: Lactuca virosa
Lineage: Eukaryota; Viridiplantae; Streptophyta; Magnoliopsida; Asterales; Asteraceae
Source: the annotation of a GenBank genome assembly
AUGUAUCUCUCCUCGCCUUUCCGUCAUCUCUACGCCAAUUUAUCUUCACCUUCAUCCUCAACCUUCAAAACCCUACCCUUACCACCAUCAUCCUUCCCACUUUUAUCCUUUCCCCUGAAAAAACUCCGACUUGAGAAAUCAUAUAUCGUUCAAUCCACCCCCACAAAACCCUCUUCCCCUGAACCCUCCUUACAAACUACAUCCGGCUCUCAAGUCUUCGAAGAACUCCCUCAAAAGCUUCAAGAAAUCGCAAAACUCUUCCAAUCCGUACAAGACCCAAAAGCCAAAUACGAACAGCUCUUGUUCUACGGGAAAAACCUUAAACCGCUUGAUCCCCAAUUCAAAACUGAAGAGAAUAAGGUCAAAGGUUGUGUUUCUCAGGUCUGGUUAAGGGCUUAUUUUGAUGAUUCUCAUAAGAAAACUGUCAUCUUUGAAGCUGAAUCUGAUGCUUUAAUCACCAAAGGCUUAGCUGCUUUACUGGUUCAAGGUCUUUCUGGUUCCACUGUUCAAGAAAUCCUCCGUAUCUCGCCUGAUUUUAUUACGCUUUUGGGUUUGAAACAGAGCUUGUCUCCUUCAAGGAACAAUGGGUUCUUGAAUAUGUUUCAGUUAAUGCAAAAGAAGGCAUUGAUGUUGUACGUUGAAGCCGAGAAAGGAAUUGAAUCAACAACUGGGAUUGUUGAAAACCCCCAAAACAAUGUCGAUUCUGGUUCAAUAAGUUCUGAUUUUCCAUUAAACACUGAUUCAGAUGUUGUUGAUUCAAAGUCAAAUGAUUUGGUAUUAGGAAGCAGAGGACAGAGAAUUACAGAGAUUUUAAACAAAGAGCUGCAACCUAUUCAAUUGGAAGUAGAAGAUGUUUCAUAUCAGCAUGCUGGUCAUGCAGGUGUGAAAGGUAGCAAUGGUGAGACACAUUUCAAAUUGAAGGUGGUUUCAAUGUAG